CGUUGAGUCAUCAUUGCCAUAAUUAUUUGUCUACAGCAUUUCGAGGCGGCGACUUCCCUUAUUUCUCUACUCUCUAUUCUUAGUCCAACCUUCGACCUUCGCUUCUACAGCGAAUUCAUUAAUCAUGUGGCCACACCUAAACCACACAUGAGCAUUUCGCCUCCCUAAAACUACCAGACAGCUCAUCCUUAUUCCUGACCAUCCUCCUCCCAAACCGACACCAUGGGAGUAAACGGCCUCUGGACCGUAGUCCAACCCUGCGCGCGCCCAACCAACCUCGCGACCCUAAACCGCAAGCGACUCGCCGUCGACGCAUCGAUCUGGAUCUACCAAUUCCUCAAAGCAGUACGCGACAAAGAAGGCAACGCGCUGCGCAACUCGCAUGUCGUGGGUUUCUUCCGGCGCAUAUGCAAGUUGUUAUGGUUUGGCAUCCGACCUGUGUUUGUGUUCGAUGGGGGCGCACCUGCGUUGAAGCGUCAGACGAUUACGGGCAGGAAGAGGAGACGUGAGGGUAGGAGGGAGGAUGCUGUGCGUACAGCGGGGAAGUUGUUGGCGGUGCAGAUGCAACGUAUCGCUGAAGAGGAUGGGGAGAAGCGCAGACGGAAGACGGAGCGUGAGGAGGAAGGGAGACGGGAGAUUGAUGAACCGGUUGAGGAGAUUCCGGAUGUGAGUAAACUGGUUUAUGUCGAUGAGCUGGGCAUGAACCAAGCCGAACGGCAGAAGAGUCGGAAGUUUUACAAACAAGAUGCGUAUCACCUUCCCGACUUAGAUGGCAGCAUUGAAGGCAUGGGCCGGCCGGAAGAUCCGCGUAUCAUGAGUAUUGAGGAGUUGGAAGAAUACGCGAGACAGUUCGAUAGAGGCGAAGAUAUCAAUGUUUACGAUUUCAGCAAGAUCGACUUCGAGGGCGAGUUCUUCAAAAGUCUACCGGCUGUGGAUAGAUACAACAUUCUGAAUGCGGCGAGAAUACGAAGUCGAUUGAGAAUGGGUUUAAGCAAAGACCAGUUGGAUGGCAUGUUUCCUGACAGGAUGGCGUUCUCGCGUUUCCAGAUCGAAAGAGUACGCGAGAGAAACCAUCUUACACAAAGACUCAUGCAAGAAGCUGGCAUGGCUGGAACAGAUCUUACGCUGGCGAAGAAUGCUCGUAUAGCUGGUGAGAAGGAUCGCGAGUAUAUCUUGGUCAAAAAUGAGGGAGCUGAAGGUGGUUACGCCCUUGGUGUUGUGAGCAGAGAGAAAGACCGCGGCGAAAUCCACAAACCUAUUGAUGUGGACGCAUUGGAUUUCCAGUAUCAAGCCAAAGAAGAGGAUGAAGAAUGGGAAGACGACGAUGACUUUGAGGACGUACCUAUUGAAGGGUUGAAUAGGUUACCAAAAGUCCCUGAAGCGGCUCGAGCUGCCUACGACGCUGCGGUACGAAAGCAACAACUUCACGAUGCUGGGUUGCAAAGUGAUGAAGACUUGUUUGGUGCCAAUGAAGAUGAGGAAUCUCUAUUUGUUGGAGGUAAUAACGGUGAUGAAAACCUUUUAAAUGAUGAAGAGGAAGAUCUCAACCGAGCCAUCGCCUUAUCGCUUAAGAAUCAACAUGGGGUAGCCUCGGGAGAAGAAGAGGAUGAAGACGAAAACCAAGUAUUUGAAGACGUCCCCGUUCCCGAGUGGACUCAAAAAGCCGUCGAGCAGUCAAAACCAAUUGCAUUUUCAAGUGGCAACAUGAUUGCACAUAUUGUGAAUAAUAGAGCCAAUGCAUCUGUACCAAAACCCACGAUUCAGCGACGGGACAGUAAUGAUAGCAGCGACAGCGAGGUUGACUUACGGGCUGCUCUAGCUUCAAAAAGAAAGAAGAAAGCUAAGGCACCGACAUUCCAACGGAAAGUUGCUCCCAUUGUCUCGAAUGUGAAGAAUCCAUUUGAUGGACCUUUACCGUUUGAGAAAUUAGAUUUAAAGUCUAGUAUUUUCGCAAAUAUAGAAAAGAAGCCCCCUGCCAAAGCUCCCGAGAAUGGAGCUGGUGAAGAGCGAGAUCCCGAUGAGGAAUUUGCUGGUGGAUUCAUAAGAGAGGAUGAAGAAAAUGAUGUACAAGACACACAAGUGCAAGAAAGUCCAGAAAAGCCCCGACCAUUACCACCGUGGAUGAUGCAGGAUGAGACGGACAUUCGAGAGUCAUUAAAAGCCCAACGGGCAAUUGAGAAUGAAAUCAACGAGCAGGACCGAGAAGCAGCACUUGAAGAGGAAAGACAGCGGCGUAAGGACGCGAUCAUUGAGAUUGAGUCUUCCGACGAUGAAAGUGAUGUGGAAAUUAUCGAGGCUCCUCCAGUACCUCGUCAGAAAAGUCCUACAGCUGUGGAAGAGACUCGAAGUACACCACGAUUAUCUCCCGCUACUUUAACUAGAGUCAAUCCUCCUAUUGCUGACGAGGAAGAUCAAAUUGAGGAUACGCGGCGAGCAGACUUUGUACAGGAAAAGACUACUUCUCAAGUGGAGGCGAUGGAUGACGCGGUUUCCAAUCCAAAAUCACCAUCUAAAUCAUCCUCACCCGAACCAGUGUUUGAAGAAGUUGAGAUUCCACAGCCUCCAGGUGAGCCUACCAUUGAUAACACUGACGCGCGAGCCGAAUCUCCAGAACCAACAUUUGAAGAUGUUGGUGUACCAGGACCGGAUACUAUUGAACAGCCCGAGGCAAUAGAAGCCGCAGCCGAAGAUGUCAAUGACGUGCUCUUUGGCGAUGCCGAGUUCGAUGACGGCGAAUUCAGUGAUCCCGAGGAAGAAGAACUUCUCGCCCAAAUGGCCGAAGAAGCUGAAGAGCACGCGCGUUUUGCUAGCCAAUUGAAUAAUAAGUCGGAGAAGGAAAAUCAAGAGGCUUAUGAGCGAGAACUCAAAGCACUGCGAACGCAACAGAAAAAGGACCGCAGAGAUGCGGAUGAAGUCACACAAAUCAUGAUUACCGAAUGUCAAGCUCUAUUGCGAUUCUUCGGUAUUCCUUACAUCACCGCGCCCAUGGAAGCUGAAGCUCAAUGCGCUGAACUAGUGAAACUUGGUCUCGUUGACGGCAUAGUGACAGACGACUCGGAUACCUUCCUCUUCGGCGGUACGCGGGUGUACAAGAACAUGUUUAAUAGUAACAAAUUUGUCGAAUGUUACCUAGGAUCCGAUCUUGAGAAGGAACUUUCACUUUCUCGAGAGCAGCUUAUCUCACUAGCCCAGUUACUAGGCUCUGAUUAUACAGAAGGUCUUCCUGGAGUUGGACCCGUAACCGCCGUUGAAAUACUUUCCGAGUUCCCCGGUAGAGACGGGCUUACGAAGUUUCGAGACUGGUGGCAGGAUGUCCAGACCCAUAACCGACCAAAAGAGGCAGACCAGUCUUCUACGUUUCGGAGGAAGUUUCGCAAGUCUCAAGGCACGAAGCUAUUUCUUCCUACGAUGUUCCCGAGUCCAGCUGUAUAUGAUGCUUACCUGCAUCCGGAAGUCGAUAGCAAUCCGGAGCAGUUCCAGUGGGGUGUACCGGAUGUGGCUGGUCUUAGACAAUUCCUCAUGAGCACAAUUGGAUGGAGUGAGGAUAGGACGGAUGAGGUUCUUGUCCCUGUGAUACGGGAUAUGAAUCGUCGCGAAGCCGAGGGUACACAGAGCAAUAUCACCCGGUUCUUUGAGGGCGGCGUCGGCACCGGAGCGAAGGAAGCUUUCGCGCCGCGCCAGAGGGCUCAGGGCAGUAAGCGCAUGGCCAAUGCUGUCAAUAAGCUACGCGCGAAUGCAGUAGUCGACGGUAUCACCACCAUUACUGAAGACGCAGUGAGCCCUGCAGAGGACGAGGAUCUUGCGCCACCGCCCCAACAAACCGGACGGCGGAAGAGGAAAGCUACAAAUACGGUUACGAUUGAUGAUGAUGACGAUGAUGAGGAUUAUGCAGAUGGCGCUGAACGGGAUGGAAAUGUAAAUGGUAAAGGAAAUGGCGUUCAGAAGGCUACGGGCAAGCAAAAGGGGAAAACUGGGAAAAGAGGAAAGAGGGCUAAGGCGUCUUCGUAAAGCUAGGAUACAUGCUUUGAUAUAUAAAUCACUUUGCAUGUAUAUGUGCUAUUCACUAGGUAUGCGAAUUUAUAUGCCUACGAUGGAUUUAUAGUGUAUAAUAUAUAUAUGCCAUAUCCUCCUCCAGUGUGAAAUUCCCUCAAUAUGUUCUAAUGACGAUGUAUAAAUACCGCAGGCAUCUUAGCGGCCUAAUGUACUUGCCAACCCACCGAUUCGCACAAAAAGAUAAAAAUGUGAUGCAAAUAUGCAUUAUAAGAACAAGAAAAUAUAGACCAAAUUCUUUCAAAAGGCAAAAGAUUGAUCGACGCAGGGAUCGAACCUGCGACCUACCGCGCUCACAUAUAUACCAUCGCAAACGGCGCUAAUGCGUUGCUGCUUAGUAUUAGUGUAAGGCGGGUGUGAUAACCACUACACCAGUCGACCACUUGCCACUCGGAUUUGUG
Molecule: messenger RNA, 4451 nt
Organism: Hypoxylon trugodes
Lineage: Eukaryota; Fungi; Ascomycota; Sordariomycetes; Xylariales; Hypoxylaceae
Product: PIN domain-like protein
Exons: 1
Coding region: 223-4008 (1261 amino acids)
Biological process (GO): nucleotide-excision repair
Cellular component (GO): nucleus
Molecular function (GO): DNA endonuclease activity; single-stranded DNA binding
Source: RefSeq, a predicted model, not a curated record